Coniosporium apollinis CBS 100218 is the source of this 1347-nucleotide messenger RNA. RefSeq lists its product as uncharacterized. The transcript has a single exon. The record is from RefSeq and is a predicted model, not a curated record. The coding region runs from base 1 to 1347 and encodes 448 amino acids. Lineage: Eukaryota; Fungi; Ascomycota; Dothideomycetes. Gene Ontology annotation, biological process: spliceosomal tri-snRNP complex assembly.
AUGGAAGACACCACCAACCAAGCCAUCGUCCUCCUGCUCAACCUACCUCACCCCUGCCUCGGUGGCAUCAACCUACUCUCCUUCACCACCACCCCCCGCUUCUACGGCGUUAAAAACCUACCUCCAGGCUGGCACUUCGUCUUCACGUCCUCAACAUCAUCCCUCUCCGUCCGACACGGCGCCUGGUUCCGCGUCAAAGGCUCCUCCUCAACCUCUCCGUCGUCACCAUCAGGACCGGAACUCUUCAUCAAGAAAUGGGACUCGGCAACCGAGACCCUCCUCCCCGAAACCUCGCCCACAGCCCUCCUCCACUGGCGCGCGAACCUGGGAUCCAUCUACCGCGACAGCCUGACACCGUAUCGCCAAUCCGCGACGCAGGACCAGGACGAAGAAGAAACGAACGACUGGGCCCGCUUGACGGCCUGUAUCACGCCUGCCCUCCUCACCCGCAUCACAGGCGAGACGCCCGACCACUGGAGUCUCACCUCCGCCAGCUCCGCGAAGGUCGAUGUGGACGACAUCCCCGGCCUGCCCUCUUCCUCUGAUGGAGGUAGCGGGUUCGCAGAGAAGGAGCUCGGCUUCCUGCCCGUAGACUUGAAGCAGACCUGGCGCGCGGGCGCAACGGGGCGGGAGAGGACCCAGGCGGCGCAGGAUCGGAGCUGGUACCUCUCCUCGCUGAUCGCUGCGCACUGCGGCGGCGACGAGAACGAGGUGCUGGGAGAGCUGCAGUUCAGCUUCCUGAUGGUGCUGACACUGAAUAACCACUCGUGUCUCGAGCAGUGGAAGCGGGUGCUGGGACUGCUGUUUACGUGCAUCGAGGCCGUGAGCCAGCGUCCCCAGUUCUUCGUUCGCGCGAUCGGGAUUCUGCAGCUGCAGCUGCGGCAUUGUGGGGAUGUGGAGGGCGGGCUGUUUGAUUUACGGGAGGAGGGGGCGGGGCUGUUGAGGGGGCUGGUGAGGCGGUUUAGGAAAGGGUUGGAGGAGAUGGAGGGGAGGGGGAAGGUGGAUGUUGUGGAGGAGCUUGAGGAGCUGGAAGAGUAUUUAAGGCAGGAGUUUGGGUGGGAGUUUGAGGACGCGUUUGUGAGGAGGGGGAUGUUGGAGUUGGAGGAUGGGGAGCAGGUUGAGAUGGAGAUGAGUGGGUAUGAGGAGGAUGAUGAGAGUGGUGAGUAUGCGCCUAUGGUGGUGGAAUUGACGCCUGCGCAAGCUAGUGAGCUGGAUGCUGGUGGUGAAGGUCCCGUGAGUCUGCCGGAGCGCUUGUACAAGGUGGAACAUAAGCGGAAAGAGGAACCAGAGGAGUCAGAGGAGUCAGAAGACGAGCAGGACUUGGAAGAUAUGGACGCUCGUUUCUAG